Molecule: messenger RNA, 2359 nt
Organism: Gloeophyllum trabeum ATCC 11539
Lineage: Eukaryota; Fungi; Basidiomycota; Agaricomycetes; Gloeophyllales; Gloeophyllaceae
Exons: 6
Coding region: 1-2157 (718 amino acids)
Source: RefSeq, a predicted model, not a curated record
AUGGCUGCUCCCGGGACCACACAAAAUCUGAAAGAAGGGAGGAGUCAAGUUAUACAAGCGUUCCUCAAUUCUCUCUCUUCAGGAGAAAGCAGUCAGGGUGCAAAUGGGGGCAGUUUCACGCCCGAUCAGGUUGAGAGAUUGUCGAAUAAACUAGGCCAAAUUCUUGGAGACAUCGAGGACAACUCAGGCCGUCGGAACGAGAAGGGUGAGCUUGUGAAUGAAGAAGGUCUACCAAUUGUGGAUAUUAAUGAGCCCACAAACUCAUCGACCGAAGGACCCGGGGAGUCUGUACCCUACGAAGAACCUGAUCUACUACCUCUGUGGGCAUUGGGGCCAGCCGAGCGAGACCGACGGCGACGCGAGAGAGACCGAUUGUUGGACAUGUUGGAGGAAGAGGAGCGUGCCGAGCAGGAGCGAGAUGCUGAGAGGGAGGAGGAACAGCGAAGACAAGAGCUAGAGAAACGUAAGGAGGCCGCCAAGGCAGAUCUGGAGAAGCUGAAAGCGGCUCGGGAGUUGCAAAAAAAGAUGGGGAAGGCCUUACUGCGGAAUAUGGCAGACGCCAAAGAAAGGGAGGAGCAGGAGAAGCGGAGGCAGGCCGAAGAAGACCGCCGCGCAACGGAGGAGAGGAAAAGGACCACGACGCUUAGGCCGCGGAAGAGCGUAACCUUUGCGGACAAACCUGAUCACAAUGCUGACGAGUCGAAGCGCCUCACACCCGCUGAGCCAGCACCUGAUCUCGGGGAUGUGUCUCUCGCGAAAUUAAUGCCUCCCCGCCGUGGUCUGCCUACUCAGAAAGAGCUCGACAGCAGCACUAUGAAGAUGAAUGUCGUCGAACGGUUCCCCGCAGCUUUACGCUCGCCGCCUCCCCUUGGUAAAAAUGACGCUGCCGACGAAGGGGAUUCCGAUGACGAGUCAGUUCCCGGCUCACCUGUACCAGCGGACUCCGAUGAGGGCGACAUUAUUGAGUCAGAACCGGACUCAGACGGCUCUGAUGAAGACGUCGUGCUCGACGAAGAGUACGAUAUAGACACUGUUCAACACCAUCGUGAAAUCGCCCUGGCAUACUAUGAGAAGCGAUCGACUAUUGGCGCGGAAGCUAAGAAGGCAAUGACCUCGCAUACCCAUGUGGGCGAACAUGAGUGGGAUCAACCGGAGGUACCGCAGGAAGCGACUCUUGCGUCACCGCCGCCGAAGCCGCCUAUAUCUCGUUUCAAAGCGAACCGCAAGGCAGCGCACAACGUCUCUUCGUUGUCCUCGUCUGAUCCAAUGCUGGCAUCCACCUCCCUAGGCGCGUUGGUUAUUCCUGCUUCUCAGACCAGGGAGCUUGAGCGUGCGAUACGCACCGGGAAGAUAGAGAAUGGAGACCUGAUAGGUGGGGAGGAGGGAGAAAGUGGAAGUGAUGUCGAAGCAGACGAGAAAAUGCGGGAAGUCCUGGAGAUGCUCAAGCGGGCUCAAGUGACGAACGCCGGGCCCUCUGGUGCCGGGGGACCCUCUUCCACCGUCGACUACUCCAGAGAGUCAUCUAUGUUGGGAGAGUCCGUGAACGCCAUCCCGGUGUCAAAGGUCAGGCCUCAGACCUCUAGGUUUCGCUCUGCGUUUGCGGCGGCUCAAGCCCAAUCGCCUGCCGAGUCCUCUCCCGGUACCCCCGCCACGCCUGUGAAUAACACGGGUCGAUCCUCACCCAAAGCCCCGGCUGUUAGCUCGACAAUCGUUGAGCGUAAUAUGCCCUCCUCGGGUCGGUUGUCCUCGAGUUUGGGUCGUAAACCGGCAUCGUUAGAUGGUGCGGGACCGCUAACUUCGCCUGUCGUUAGUUCCAGUGCUAUCCCGUUGCGAUCGGGCCCGACUUCGGUGUCACCAUCACCCUCCGCCAACAAUGCUGCUAGCUGCGUCCAACCUACCGUCAUCGACUCACCGUCGUUCCAACCUGGCCCGAAGCAGAGUGCCGCAACACCAUCAGCCACGAUGUCGUCAAUGACCGUCGAAUCGCCGUCCUUCCCUUCGCCGUCAUCGACAAGUAGACCGGAACGCCCGCCUGUCGUCAUGUCUGCGCAAGUACGAGAGUCUGCAAGCAGCUCAAGGCAAAGCGAUUCAGCAACGAUGGGCAGCGAAGGCCCCAAAAAGGUUUCGAGAUUUUUGGCGCAGAGGACUGGACAUUAGCACUGAAAUACGCUUGUCGUAUCUAUGCGCAUGGGCUGCUUUCGAUAUCUCUGUACUAUAAGGUUACUUCAGAACAGCGUCGCUUUCAUCCCGUUUCAGAGGUAGAAUCGACAUGUGCCUUGUCCUAGAAUCUCACUCUGAACAGCUCCGCCUUGGGGUACGAAAAUACCCAGAAAUGAUUCGCAUCUUCCUUCACUUCUCC